Molecule: messenger RNA, 1314 nt
Organism: Sphaeramia orbicularis (orbiculate cardinalfish)
Lineage: Eukaryota; Metazoa; Chordata; Actinopteri; Kurtiformes; Apogonidae
Gene: wt1a
Product: WT1 transcription factor a
Exons: 9
Coding region: 1-1314 (437 amino acids)
Biological process (GO): regulation of transcription by RNA polymerase II
Cellular component (GO): nucleus
Molecular function (GO): DNA-binding transcription factor activity, RNA polymerase II-specific; RNA polymerase II cis-regulatory region sequence-specific DNA binding
Source: RefSeq, a predicted model, not a curated record
AUGGGUUCAGAUGUCCGUGACCUGAACUCCCUGCUGACCCCGGUUCCAGCGGGCCCCAGCCCGAGCUGCCCCAGUCUGCCCGUUAGCACGGCCCCCCAGUGGGCUCCUGUCCUGGACUUCCACACGGCCGCUUCACCUUACUCUUCCUUGGGCGGCCCCCACACCUCCCUGGGGCCGCACUCCUUCAUCAAGCAGGAGCCAAGCUGGGGGGCCACCACUGACCCCCAUCACCAUGAAACAGACCCUCACUGCGGCCUCAGCGCCUUCACCGUCCACUUCUCAGGACAGUUUACAGGGACAGGGGCGACAUUCGGGGCCCCCCCACCCCCGGCCCCGAGUCAGCCACCAUCUGUAGCAGCUCUGCACCACCACCAGCCCCCCAGCAGGAUGUUCAGCAACCCGACGUACCUGACCAACUGCAUGGACACGCAGCCAACAACCCGCAACCAGACAGGUUACAGCACGGUUGCCUUUGAUGGAGCCGGCAAUUACAGUCACACUCCUACGCACCACAGCUCGCAGUUCUCCAACCAUUCCUUCAAACACGAAGACGCUUUAACCCAGCAGAACACGAUGAGUGAGCAGCAGUAUCCUGUCCCUCCUCCUGUUUAUGGAUGCCACACACCUUCAGACAGCUGUACAGGGAGUCAGGCUCUGCUGCUGAGGAACCCUUACAACAGCGGAGAAAAUUUAUAUCAAAUGACCUCUCAGUUGGAGUGUGUGGCAUGGAACCCUGUCAAUACACUGGCAUCCAGCAUAAAGAGUCAUGCACCGGGCUACGACAGUGACCCCAGUACCCCCAUGGUGUACAGCUGCAGCACACAGUAUCGCAUACACACGCAUGGAGUCUUCAGGGGCAUCCAGGAUGUGCGCCGGGUGCCCGGUAUUGCUCCAGCGAUCGUGCGGUCAGAGAGCAGCGAGAAGCGCCCGUUCAUGUGCGCCUACCCAGGAUGCAACAAACGCUACUUCAAGUUGUCUCAUCUGCAGAUGCACGGUCGCAAACACACAGGGGAGAAGCCCUAUCUGUGCGACUUCACUGACUGCGGCCGGGGGUUUUCUCGCUCCGAUCAGCUGAAGCGACACCAAAGGAGGCACACAGGAGUUAAACCGUUCCAAUGCCAGACGUGUCAGAGAAAGUUCUCUCGGUCUGACCACCUUAAGACACACACCCGGACUCAUACAGGUAAAACAAGUGAGAAGCCGUUUCACUGCCGAUGGCCCAACUGUCAGAAGAAGUUUGCGCGGAGCGACGAGCUGGUGCGUCACCAUAACAUGCACCAGAGGAACCUCACCAAGCUGCAGCUGGCCAUCUGA